Molecule: messenger RNA, 1638 nt
Organism: Melopsittacus undulatus (budgerigar)
Lineage: Eukaryota; Metazoa; Chordata; Aves; Psittaciformes; Psittaculidae
Gene: WT1
Product: WT1 transcription factor
Exons: 9
Coding region: 344-1597 (417 amino acids)
Biological process (GO): regulation of transcription by RNA polymerase II
Cellular component (GO): nucleus
Molecular function (GO): RNA polymerase II cis-regulatory region sequence-specific DNA binding; DNA-binding transcription factor activity, RNA polymerase II-specific
Source: RefSeq, a predicted model, not a curated record
UUGCACGGACAGACGGGCACACGCGCAGGCAGGCAGACAGACACACGCGGACGCACAGACACACGCACACCCCUCCCUGCUCGGCCCUGCGCUGGGAGUGGGUGCAGCCCCGAAGGCGAUCCUGGAGAACAACCUUUCCCUGUCGCUGUUGCCGGCUCCCUCCGGGCUGGACCCGGGGAGCUGCGUGCCGGAUCAAACCUCUCCCAAAGGGCUGAGCUCGCCAGCCUGGUGCCUGCAGCCGGAGCCGGCCUCCGGCUUGGCGGGCAGAGGCCAGGUGUCCUGGAACAAGUGCGGCCCGGGGACAGACUGGCUGCCUGGCGGCAGGCAGAAGGUCUGCGAGCAGAUGGGCUCCGACGUCCGAGACCUCAACGCGCUGCUGCCCUCCGUGCCCUCUCUGCCUGGCAACAGCAACUGUACCAUGCCGGUGAGCAGCGCGGCGCAGUGGGCUCCCGUCCUGGACUUCCCCCCGGGGACCUCCUACGGCUCUCUGGGGGCGCAUUCCUUCAUCAAGCAAGAGCCGAGCUGGAACGGGUCGGACCCGCACGAGGAGCAAUACCUGAGCGCCUUCACCGUCCACUUCUCCGGUCAGUUCACGGGCACGGCCGGGGCUUGCCGCUAUGGGCCCUUCGGCGCCCCGCCGCCCAGCCAGCCGCCCUCCGGCCAGGCGAGGAUGUUCCCCAACGCUCCCUACCUGCCCAACUGCCUAGAGAGCCAGCAAGCAAUCCGCAACCAGGGUUACAGCACCGUGGCGUUUGACGGGACCCCCAGCUAUGGCCACACGCCGUCGCACCACGCCGCCCAGUUUACAAACCACUCCUUCAAACACGAGGACCCCAUCAGCCAGCAGCCCUCGCUAGGGGAACAGCAAUACUCGGUGCCUGCUCCUGUGUACGGCUGUCACACCCCCACCGAUAGCUGCACUGGCAGCCAGGCCCUGCUCCUCCGGACCCCUUACAACAGUGACAAUUUGUACCAAAUGACCUCACAGCUUGAGUGCAUGACAUGGAAUCAGAUGAAUUUGGGAUCUACGCUGAAGGGCCAUACGGCAGGAUAUGAAAAUGAGAACCACAGUGCUCCCAUGUUGUACAGCUGUGGGGCCCAAUACAGAAUACAUACGCAUGGAGUUUUUAGAGGCAUACAAGAUGUCCGACGGGUGCCAGGAGUAGCUCCAACUAUUGUUCGAUCAGCAAGUGAGACAAAUGAAAAACGUCCCUUCAUGUGUGCGUACCCUGGCUGCAACAAGAGAUACUUUAAGUUGUCCCAUUUACAGAUGCACAGCAGAAAGCACACUGGUGAAAAGCCUUAUCAGUGUGAUUUUAAGGACUGUGAACGAAGAUUUUCUCGUUCAGACCAACUCAAACGCCACCAAAGACGACACACAGGUGUGAAGCCCUUCCAAUGUAAAACCUGUCAGAGAAAGUUCUCCAGAUCUGAUCAUCUGAAGACUCAUACCAGGACUCAUACAGGUAAAACAAGUGAAAAGCCUUUCAGUUGCCGGUGGCCCAGCUGUCAAAAAAAAUUUGCCAGGUCUGAUGAAUUAGUUCGUCAUCACAACAUGCACCAGAGGAACAUGACUAAGCUGCAGUUGGCCCUUUAGGCAGUCCAAACAAGUGAAUAAACCAGUGGGACAUUAUGAGC